AUGUGGACGACCAGAUGCAGAUCAUGGACGAGCGGGUACGUGGCAUACACUUCAGCUCCUCUUUCCCUUCCCCCUCUUCCCCUUCCCCCCUUCCCCCCUUCCCCCCUUCCCCCCUUCCCCUCCUGCGCUUAUUCCCACCUUGUUCAUCUCCCCGCAUCCCCUCGUGCUCCCCCCGCUUUCCCCCCUCACCCCCCGCUCCCUCCCCCCGCAGGGCGUGCGGCUACUGGUGGGGGAUUUGGCGGACUACCGGCGGGUGUCAGCGGACGAGAUGCGCAAGAGCGUGUUCGCCAACUACACCGCCUUCAUCGGAAACCCCCCUUAUUCCCCUCCCCGCUCCCCCCCAUACUCCCUCCCCCUUACGCCCUGCAGGGCGUGCGGCUGCUGGUGGGGGAUUUGGCGGACUACCGGCGGGUAUCAGCGGACGAGAUGCGCAAGAGCGUGUUUGCCAACUACACCGCCUUCAUCGGCACGUCCAAGGAGAUCGCGGAGCUCGAGGUGGAGCUGCAGCAGAUGAAGAACCUCCUCUCCGUGCAGACCGCUCUCAUCCAUUCCCUAGCCGCGGAUAGCAUGAAUAAUGAUAAUAGUAAUAGCGCUUCUGGUGGUGGGGGUGGGGGUGGGGGGUCGACUCCUGCGUCGACUACCUCGUCGGUUAUCACUGCUGGUACUUCGUCCACGUUCGCCGGAGCUUCGUCCUCGUCUCACGCGGCCUCGUUAGCCACCCCGCAGCAGGACGAGGAGGAGGACGAGCGGCUGUGGAGCGUCGAGGUUCCCGAGCCCACCGAGAUUGAGAAAUACGCGGAGGCGCUCCCGGAUAUACUGGAUAUUCUUAUAGCGGAGCGGAAGGUCGACCGCGCUAUAGAGUUGCUGGAGCAGGGGCAGCAGAUUGUGCAGCUGGCGCUGGCGACAGCAGGGGACGGGGCGGGCGGGGGCGGAGGCGGGGGGAAAGGGGGCGGGGGCGGAGCGGGCGGGGAGGACGAGGAGAUACUGAGCGCGGACGCGGCGAACGCGCUGGCGGCGGCGAUCGCGGAGAGGCGCGCGUGGCUGAUGGCGCAGCUGGAGGAGACGGCGCAGCAGGCGGCUGUGCGCGGACAGGAGCUGCGCCAGGCCGUGGGCGCGCUGUACCGCCUGGGGGAGACCGAGCGCGCGCACCAGCUGCUGCUGGGUGCGUACGGGGAGCGCAUCAGGAGCGGAUCCCGCCUGCUGCGCCCCCGCGGGACGAGCUUUGGCGGGGCGUACACUGCUGCCCUGGCGCAGGCAGUGACAGCCCACACCAUUUUGAGAGGCCUUGUAUCCGUUUUCUCACCUCGUUCCCUCCCCUCCCCUCCACACCCGCAGCUGGUGUUCUCGGCCAUAUCCCAGGCAGCCACGGACUCAGCGCGCAUAUUCGCGUCGGACCCAGCGUGUGCGGCGGAUCUGCUGCUGUGGGCGCAGAGGGAGACGGAGUUCUGUGUGUCGCUGCUCAAGCGCCACGUGCUCUCCUCCGCUGCUGCUGCUGGCGGCCUGCACGCUGCCGCUGAGUGUGUCCGCAUCGCCCUGGGUCACUGCAGGUUACUGGAAGAGCAGGGUUUGACCCUAUCACCUGUUCUUUCAAAGCUCGUGCGGCCCAGUGUGGAGGAGGCGCUCGAGUUCAACAUCAUCCGCAUAGAGGACUCUGUCGCCACCAUGGUCGCUGUCGACGACUGGGUUCUGCAGCCGCUGCCCCACGGCGCUGCUGCCACGGGCAGGGUGCGAGCGCUGCAGCAGACGCUCGGCCCGGGGCUCAUGCACCUGCGGCUGUCCAGCAGCGGCCAGCGGUUUUACCUGCUGCUCGUGGAUCUAGUGGAAGAUAUUCUCCCAGUCAUCAGCCUGCAGCUGUUUGGGCGCAUUCUCGACCGCCUGGCGUCUCUCUUCGAGUCCUACGUGGCCCUGCUGCAGAAAGCCCUCCCCUCGCCCUCCGACGAGGAUGACGACGACGAGGACGGGGGGAACGGGGCAGGGGAAGGAGGGAAGGACAAGGGCGGGGGCAAGGGUGGGGAGAAGGAGAACGGGGAGGAGCCGUGGCAAGACGGGAGUGUGAGGACGGCAGAGGACGAGCAGCAGCAGCUGGCGCUGCUGGGGAAUGCGUCGGCUCUGGCGGAUGAUCUGCUGCCCAGGCUGGCUCAGAGGCUCACGCUGGCUGCUGGAGAGGAAGGUGGUGGGGGAGGGGGAGGGGGGCGAGGGGGGAGGAAGCAGGGCGGGGCGGAUCCUGACAGGAGGCUGUCUGCUGGAGGACGCAACGCGGCGGAGCACAAGGAGUGGCGGAGGCGGCUGCAGAAGGCGGUGGACAAGCUGAGGGACGUGCUGUGCUCGUGCCUGGUGGCCGAGUUCAUGUACGGCCACGACGGCCAGCCCAUCCUCACCGCGCACCAGUACCUGCACAUGGACGCCAAGAUGCGCCCCACCCAGUGGGCGCUGAAGCCCCUCCCCUCGCCGCCUUUUCAGGCGCUCUACAUGGCGUUGCACUCCAUCCUCUCCACCGCCACAUACGUGCUGGGAGGGCGCGACCGCGUGGUCACGCUGCUGCUCAUGCGCCUGGCCGAGUGGCUCAUGAUGGGCCUCAUGGUCUACAGCUCCUUCUGGGACGAGCUCGAAAACGCUGAAUACGCUCUGGGGCCUACAGGCUUGCAGCAGCUGGUGUUUGACAUGUAUUUCGUGAUGCAGGUGGCCAAGGCGGGCAAGUACUCGUCCCGGGCCAUGCGCAAGGUGGCAGAGGACAGCGCCACCAAGGCCAUCGUCCUCUUCACUGAUCAGACUGGAGGCGACCCCAACAGUCUGUUGCAGGAGGACUGGUGGAUGGAGGAGGGUAUUGAUGAUGGGAGUUCCUAA
Molecule: messenger RNA, 2844 nt
Organism: Closterium sp. Yama58-4
Lineage: Eukaryota; Viridiplantae; Streptophyta; Zygnematophyceae; Desmidiales; Closteriaceae
Source: the annotation of a GenBank genome assembly